Molecule: messenger RNA, 1581 nt
Organism: Monosiga brevicollis MX1
Lineage: Eukaryota; Choanoflagellata; Craspedida; Salpingoecidae
Exons: 11
Coding region: 1-1581 (526 amino acids)
Molecular function (GO): protein binding
Source: RefSeq, a predicted model, not a curated record
AUGAGCCUGUCAAGUGGGUGUGCCGUUCAUGCCGUGCUCUCGCACGCCAUGCCGCGCCAGCUCACUUGUCGGGCAUACAAGGAUCCAGAUUAUCAUUUUGCACGCGUGCCACUCCCUCUUCCUGACCACAUCGUCCUGUACACCGUGGACUCAUGGCCAGUGCACGCGAACACGGCGCGCGCCUAUCUUGAGCUUGGACAGGAUCACACACCCUUGGAACUCGGCACUCUUUCUCGCGAGCGCAAUGCGCUAGCCUCGCGUGUUGAUGUGAGCUCAUCAUCACUGCAAGAGGCCGUCCGCGCACUCGAGCGUGAACAGGGCCUGGCAAAACUCGUGGUUCUUUUUGGUGACAGCGCAGUUAUCCAGGUUGGUCUGCUAGCCCCCGAAGCACCCCGGAUCCAACAUACGUGGAGCAAAACACCUCGGCAAGAGUCGAACAAAUCCAAGCUACACCUGUCUGACUCGGGACACCCUUCGCCGGAACAGUUGAUCACCUCUCCAUUGGCUACCCUCGAGACCCUGAGCCAGCCUCAGAUGGAUAUGGAGCCAGAUACUUCCAGUCCACCCUGCGGAUCGCAAUCUUCUCAACUUCUUUUUCAGGACACUGUCAAAGCCACACCCGUUGUCCCGAGUCAGCCAUCGCCUCUGGAGGACCGGAUUCCACCAGCCCAAGCAACAUCAACACAUCCCAUCAAGCCACCCACUCAAUGCAAAGAAGCAUCUUCUCCCGCCAAAGCUGAUGAGGAAGCUGCGACAAGUGUCAGCACCCCCGUAUCGGGGCGUCGCAGUGCGCGGCGGGCAUCGCGCCGCAACUCAACGGCACUCACCGCCACCGACACACCAGCCAAAGUAGCCAAGACAACAAGAGCGCCUCGAUCCACCUCGGGCACGCCAGAUCAGCCAAGUGGACGAUGGGGACACUCUUUCACCUCGAUUGGCGAUGGCCAUCGCGCGCUGCUCUUUGGCGGUCAAGGCGACGGGUUUUCCAUGUGUAAAGACUACUGUUGGAUGUAUGAUAGCAAGGCCGAUGCUUGGGCUGUGGUCGACACCUCCGUGCCUGACAUGCCGCAAAAUCGCAUGGGCCACACGGCUGUCUACCGCGAGGCCGACAAGUCCAUCAUCAUCUAUGGCGGUGCCAAGCUCAAGCGUUUCUUGCGCAAGGUUCACCGCUAUGAUACUCAAGCCCAAUCUUGGAGCGUCAUCGAGAGCCAAGGAGCCAAGGGCCCGGCGCUUUCAUAUCACAGUUGUACACUUCACAAUGACUGUUUGUACAUUUUUGGUGGCAACUAUCCUUGCCCUGACCCCAUUCCAGAUGGCUGCAGCAACAAGGUUCACGUCUUCAAUUUGACCCACGGAGACUGGUAUGAACCCGUUGUAGUUGGCGACGUCCCCUCGCCGCGCUCUGGGCAUGCGGCAACCAUGGUCGAUGACGACUUGUACAUCUUUGGCGGCUGGGAUGCACCCGAGUUAUUCAAUGACCUUUACAAACUUGACGUCAUUUUGAUGGAGUUUACUCGUGUCAGCACCCAGGGCCAGCCACCCUCCCCACGGUUUGUGAUGUCUUGUCCUCCCAUUCUAUGA